Molecule: messenger RNA, 2149 nt
Organism: Coccinella septempunctata (seven-spotted ladybird)
Lineage: Eukaryota; Metazoa; Arthropoda; Insecta; Coleoptera; Coccinellidae
Gene: Smyd4-2
Product: SET and MYND domain-containing protein 4
Exons: 8
Coding region: 50-2107 (685 amino acids)
Molecular function (GO): protein binding
Source: RefSeq, a predicted model, not a curated record
ACGUAGUCUUGGAAUAAAUAUUGAAACUGAUACAGCCAAGUUCUCAAAAAUGUCUCAAAUAUAUCAAGACCAAAAUUAUGCUACGAGGUGUAGCGAAAAAACACUACAGUCAGACGACGAGGGGUUUUUCUUGAGUUUAGCUGAUAACCUAGCCGAACUUGCUGGUAACACUUGGAUUGAGAAAUGUUUUGGUAAGCUGAAAAACGACAGGGAAAAACUGAGGAGCCUAUACACGCAUGAACCGACGAAAAAUGCCCUAACUGAAGUCCUGUCGAAUGUUCAACAAAUUUACCGUAAGAAAUCUUCAGAGAUAGCCACUGCUCGGAUUAAAGAAGCCGAGGAAUUACUUGAAAAGAAUGAUUUGGUGAAGUCAUUAGCCUUUUACAGUCAAGCCGUUUUACGGUCACAAUUAACAGGUGAGUUUUACAUCGAUAAAGACUCUUUCAGCUAUACAAAUACAAUUCAUUUUCUUAAUUUACCUUUCCCAGGUGAAAAUAAGAAAAUCGAUGAGGGCAACACCUUGUCUUUGGCGCUUUUCGGAAGAUCUGGAGUACUGAUGGACAUGAACAAAUACGAUUUCGCUCUGGCAGACAUUCAGAUGGCCCUCAAAGAGAACCUUGCAGAACACCUGAAGGGGGACGCGUACUUUAAACUCGCGAUCUGCUAUAAGGCUUUGAGCGAAAUGCAAAAAGCAACCGUUGCACUCAGAUUGGCUCAGCAACUGCUGAACGAAAGCAAUGAGGUUAUCUUGAAGAGAUUCCACAACCAGAGUAUGGCAGUGGAAAAGUUUCAACACAAAAUCACGAGAAAAACAGAUGAACCAAAACUUUCUGGAGCCCCCAGCAAAGUUUUUCCUAGUGCGGUGGAAACAUUAGAUCUCAAAGAGACGCCAAUCAUGGGCAGACAUAUUGUAUGCAAGGGAAAAAUCAAAUCGGGGGAAACACUUGUUGUAGAACCUCCGUACGUUGCUUGUUUAGUACCAGAAGCUUAUGGUACUUUUUGUCAGCACUGCUUCAAGAGACUGGUGGCUCCUAUAGGAUGUCCAGUUUGUUCAAACGUGGCUUUCUGCAGUCUUACAUGCAGAAACGAGGCUCUGGAAACUUACCAUAAGUACGAAUGUAAGAUACUAGAGCUCCUGUUGGGAUCUGGUGUCAGCGUUCUCUGUCACUUGGCUCUGAGAAUGAUAACGCAGAAGAAGCUUGAGGAAAACAUGAGGUUGUACCAAAACAGACGAGAAGAACACGUCUUCAGCUUAUGUACGAACAAACAGAAGAGGACAGCUAAAGACUUCUUCAGAAGGACAGUUAUGGCUGCAUUUCUUCUGAGAUGUUUGCAGAAGGUCGGCUAUUUUAACGACGAAAAUGGUUCUGUCGUACCGAACGAGACCGAGACAACGGUGGGGGAAAUGCUGCUUUUCAAUCUGCAAAUGCUGCAGUUUAACGCCCACGAAAUAUACGAGAAAAUCCACCCCAGCACGCACCGUUUCAAAGGGGCGAAAAUAAACUAUAUCGGAGUAGGACUUUACCCCACUGUAGCUCUGUUCAACCAUCAAUGCUACCCUUCUGUGACCAGAUACUUCGUUGGGAAGAACAUAGUCGUUAACGCGAUAAGACCUCUGAACGAUGGAGAGCUGGUGGCUGAAAACUAUGGACCAGUUUUCACGAAGAAGCAUCUAGCAGCUAGGAAAAAUUUUCUCAUCUCCAGGUACUGGUUCGAUUGUCAAUGUCCCGCAUGCGUCCAGAAUUGGCCUUUGUUCACCUUGGAGAAAGAAGACACAACAGUACGUUUAAGGUGUCCGAACAAAAACUGUGACAACAUAUUAUCUACAAUGAAUGAAACGGAGAAGAAAUGUUCGCAAUGUAAUGAUGUAGUGAAAGUUGAAGGUAUCAAAAAAAAAUUGAAGGAUUGCUUGGACCAAUAUCACCUAGCCCUAGAAAAAAUGCACGAGAUGCAGCCAGACGACAGUAUACAAAUAUUGACAAGAGCUCUCGACACUUUUCAUGAGAUAGCAGCACCACCCCAUAAAGAAACUCAUCUAGCGGAGGAAACCUUAAGAGCAUGCUAUGCGGAUCGGGGAAAUACUUUCCAAGUUCCCUCCAAGAAAUGAGAAUGUUGUAUUGGAAAAACGGAAAUAAAAGCUCAAUCUAGA